AUGAUCAAACUCCUUCGCCGAUGGCAUUUACCCUCUGCAGGGGUGGAGCGGGACCUUGUGGAGGCGGAGGGGGCGGAGGUGGAGCGACGGUUGGCGGAGUCGGCGCGCAAGAUCGAGCUGCAGGGGAGCUUGGUUGAAGUGCUCGAGGCAGAGCGGAUGGUGCUGUUGGGUGAGAACGCUCGGCUAGGGUUCCGGGCGGCGGCCGCGGAGGAGGAGGCGCGGGCAGUGGCUGCGGAGUUGGGGUACAUGCGGCGGCGGGCGGGGGAGCUGGCGCGGGCAGUGGUGAAGCUGCGGGAGGACCACCGGGUGUGCCUGCUGGGCCGGAGGAUCGAGGGCCUCCAGGCGCAAAUCUAUGGCCUGGAGCGGCGCAACCGGGAGUGCUUCGAGGCCAUGGCGAGGCGGGAGAAGGAGAAGGGGGAGGCGCGGGCGGAGGUGGACCGCCUCCGGGAGGAGAACCGCCGGCUGAGGCAGGAGGCGGAGGCGGCGCGGGCCAGGCGGCGAUCGGGCCGGAGCUGGUGGGAGCGGGUGUGGCGGUUCGACUGGGCCCCAGCCUCGUGUGCGCCGCACGUGAGGGAAUCCAAGGUGCCCAAGAAUUGUUUCUACAUAUAGAUAAAUGCACCUUCUUUUUUUCGUCUUCGUAUGUUUUUGUUUAUUUACGGUCCAAAAAUAUGGCUACGUGAAGGACAGCACAGAGUUGGAUGUAGAGAGUCCGUGGUAGUCACCUUGUACUAUGAUAUUAUGGGUUGGACUAAACCUAUAAGUAUGGCAGUGUAUCUGAUGAUUGUCUCGCGGGAUGGCUGAUCGAAUCAUGGGUGAUGGACAUGACAAAU
This is a messenger RNA of Musa acuminata AAA Group (dessert banana), 830 nucleotides long. RefSeq lists its product as uncharacterized. The record is from RefSeq and is a predicted model, not a curated record. Bases 1 to 609 code for a protein of 202 amino acids. NCBI's taxonomy places the organism in Eukaryota, Viridiplantae, Streptophyta, Magnoliopsida, Zingiberales, Musaceae. The transcript has 2 exons.